AUGAGUCGCGAUAUUCUAAACAUAGGGGGUGAGCCUAUCUUCGACGAUCGUAUCGUUAAGAUCGAGACUCACACUUACAACCCAUACGCUAACACCACAUUCGGAUACAGCGAUGAAAUACGAAUACCUAUACAGCAUCAGGAUCUGUACACGUUACCGUGUGAGAGUUUUCUUUACGUCGAGGGAAAAUUUUCAACGACAAAACGAGAUGGAAACACAUCCGAGGAACAACCUCCAAAAUUGUCGAAUAAUUGCGUCGCGUUCAUGUUCGAUGAGAUUCGGUACGAGUUAGACGGUGUGGAAAUCGAUAGAUCUAGAAACGUUGGUAUUACCAGUACGAUAAAAAAUUUCAUAUCGUUAACCACUGGCAGGAGUAUAACGUUAGAAAAUGCAGGAUGGGACGGCACGAUGCAGUUAUUUCGCACACCGCUUUCCGAGAAUUUCAACUUUUGCGUACCACUCAACACACUCCUAGGAUUUUGUGAGGAUUACAAACGCAUAGUGAUAAACGCGCGACACGAACUUAUCCUGAUACGUGCGCGUAACGAUAACAAUUGUGUUGUGGCGCACGAAUCGACGGAACCUAAAAUCACACUAUUAAAGAUACAAUGGAGAAUGCCACAUGUAGUGCUGAACGAUGUCAAUAAAUUAUCACUUUUACGAACGUUGGAAGGUGGACGAUAUCUCAGCGUAUGUUUCCGGUCGUGGGACCUGUACGAAUUUCCUCUGCUGCAAAGCACAACGAAGCAUUCGUGGGCUGUUAAAACAACGUCGCAAUUGGAAAAACCACGACACAUAGAUAAGAGUCUCGUCUGCAAAAUAUUAAGGUAUGAAACAUGA
Trachymyrmex cornetzi is the source of this 840-nucleotide messenger RNA. RefSeq lists its product as uncharacterized. The coding region runs from base 1 to 840 and encodes 279 amino acids. The record is from RefSeq and is a predicted model, not a curated record. The transcript is spliced from 2 exons. Lineage: Eukaryota; Metazoa; Arthropoda; Insecta; Hymenoptera; Formicidae.